Molecule: messenger RNA, 1288 nt
Organism: Westerdykella ornata
Lineage: Eukaryota; Fungi; Ascomycota; Dothideomycetes; Pleosporales; Sporormiaceae
Exons: 2
Coding region: 204-1262 (352 amino acids)
Biological process (GO): fungal-type cell wall organization
Cellular component (GO): cell cortex of cell tip; plasma membrane
Source: RefSeq, a predicted model, not a curated record
ACCACGCGUCUCCAGGCCUGGAGUCAAACAACGUCGAGCUGGCUCGCCCAGCAGGCCCACCGUGAUUCUUUCGAUGUGCCGCUACUGUCGGUCCACUAUUUUCAGCGACUUCUUUCCUUUUCCUUUCAUAUCUUCUCUUGCAAGGCGUUCCCGCCCUAUACUAUAGCUACUAGCUUUAAGAUCCUCACCACCAGCAGUUCACAAUGCAUUUUAGGACAGGCCGCAGCUCGGACGGCCGCGCUGCACCAGGAACUCGUCCGGUGCCAGAAGGCCUCACCAAUGAGCAAAUCAAACGUGCCACGAAGCCCCGCCAGCGUUGGGCCAACAUCACUAUCGUUUUCCUCUUCAUCACCGUCGUCUUCCUAAUCCUCCUCGAGAUCGGAAGCACAUACAACAGGCCCGUCCUCAGAGACUGGUACUUCAUCCGGAUUGAUCUCUCUAACAUAGUUCCGGCCUCUGUUCCGAAUUACAACCUCAUUAACACCAUUGCACAGUCCCUUGGCCUGCAUGAUUUCUACCAGGUCGGACUGUGGGGCUUUUGCUCUGGGUACAGAGACCAGGGCGUCACCUAUUGCUCGCCACCGCAGACAAUGUACUGGUUCAAUCCUGUGGAGAUCCUAGCCAACGAGCUUCUCGCCGGCGCUUCCAUCAACCUCCCUUCACACAUCAACGACAUCCUGGACCUCAUCAGGAUCGCCUCCCACGUCAUGUUCGCGUUCUACCUUACGUCCGCCAUCCUCUCGACCGUCCUCCUUUUCUUCGUCCGCCUUGCAACUCGCAGCCGCCUCUACAGCCUUCCCAUUGCAACCUUCUGCAUCAUCAACGCGCUCCUCGUCAUCGUCGCAUCCGUCAUCGCAACCGCCAUGUUUGUCAUCUUCCGCAACGUCAUAAGCGGCGUUGCGGAGCUGAAUAUCAGCUCUGAACUGGGCCUGUCGAUGUUUGUGUUUAUGUGGAUAGCUAGCGCAUUUGCACUUGCGACUGCGCUCAUUCACUCGGGACUGUGCUGCUGUGGGACUAGCAGGAGGGACAUUCGGACCGGGAGGAAGACGCGGAAGCUUAAGCUGCUCAGCAACACGAAUAAUGAGAAAGCGGGAAAGGCGGAUGACCGGGGAGCAAGAGGCGGCGUCUGCACUGUGGACGAAGAAUGCCAAGCGAACGGCACGGCGCAGGAGAGGAGCUUCACAUCUACCUCCAACGGUGCAUGUGCGCCGAACUUGCCCUCGUCCGAGUCGGUCUGGAAACGCAGUAUCCGGCGCGUCUAGUCGGCGCUAAGGCGCGGCCUGGUGUC